AUGUUCCUGGACGAGUUCGAGUUCGUCAAGCGGCUGGGCGAGGGCGCUUUCGCCACGGUGUGGGCGGCGCGACGUAAGGACCCGGGCGGCCCCAACCACGGCAAACUCUACGCCGUCAAGCACCUCAAGCAGGCGGACGACGGCGUCGCAGGGAAAGGCUUGCUGGGCACCCCCGAGUUUCGCUCUCUGAAGUUCAUCGCCAGGCACCCGAACGUGCUGCGCGCGGUGCAGGUGGCGAGGGAGCGCGGGCAGGUGUUCCUGGUCACCGAGUGGUGCGACGAUAACCUGCUGUCCAUCGUGGAGACCGCGCGCGAGCGGGGCCUGGGGCGCGUUCCGGAGGACGUCACCCGCGCGGCGCUCUCGCAUCUCCUCGAGGCGCUCGCGCACUGCCACGACGCGCGAUGGGCCCACCGGGACGUCAAACCGGAGAACAUCCUCGUCGCGCGAGGCGUCGCGAAGCUCGCGGACUUUGGCGAGGCGUGCGAGUUCGACGGCGACGACGCGCUGAGAACGUACGUGGGCACGCGAUGGUACCGCGCGCCCGAGCAGCUCGUAUUCGAGAAACACGCGCCGAACGAGUACCGCGUCAUAAACGCUCGGUGGCGCAACCCAGGCGCCGCGGACGUGUGGGCGGCGGGGUGCGUCAUGUGCGAGUGCUACCUCGGACACGCGCUGUUCCGCGGGAACUCUUCAGCCGACAUGCUCCGCAAGAUGGCGGAUGUCCUCGGCGACGGCGGCGGGUUCGACGAUGCCAACCAAUCGUCUAAAGAACUCAUCCGCGAGUGGCCGAUCGCCGCCAACGACGACGCGUGCGUCCCUCGCGGACCCGACCGGCUCGCAGACGCGUUCGGCGGCGACGGCAUCGGCGCGGACGCGCUCGACCUGGUUCGCGCGAUGCUCGCGGUGGAUCCCGCGCGAAGGAUCACCGCGCGAGCGGCGCUGGCGCACCCGUUUUUUUCCUCGCGCGAAAAAGCCGCCGCCGGCGCGGUGGUCCUCCCGUCCUCCCGGAUGAUGGAGCCGUCCGCCGCGACGGUUCGUGCUCCGGCCGGCGCGUCGAACGGGCACGCGCGGACGUUUCAAAAAACGGACGACGACGACGACGACGACGCCGAGCGGCGCAGGGCGCGGAUCCGCGCCGCCGCGUUGGCACAGGUCUCCGACUCGGACGACGACGAGUUUGACUUUUCACCCUCCGCCGCGGCAGCCUCGGCGUCGAUUACUUCGGCGCCCGAAGCGACACGAACCGUCGCGGCGGCUCUCCCCGAGGAUGCCAUCCCGGCGACGCCGACGCCCGAGGCUGUCGCGGCGAUGGACGCCAUUCGCAGGGCGCACUCGCGAGCGGAAGCGUCCGCCGCCCCUCCCCCGCCCGCCGCCGGCAUCGCCGCCGGCGUGGCCGGCGUCAGACUCGACGCCUCGCGCCCGGCGGGAUCCGGAACGAAACAGCAGGACCAAACGGCAUCCCCACGCUCCAACCGUCCGCUCCCACCUCCACCGCCUCCCGCACGGAAGAAGAGCUUGCUCGACGACUCGGAUUCGGAGGAUGACGGCUUUCACGCGGGGGUGGUGCGGCCGACGGGUCGGUCGGCGUUGACGUCGCGGCGGGUCGGCGGGGCUGGGGUGGCGGCGGAUGGGGUGGUACCCCGGGGACGAACCGACGGGGGAGGGGAUUCGUCGAGCGACGAGGGGGACGGGGCGCGGAGGAUCGUGCCGCUGUGA
This is a messenger RNA of Micromonas commoda, 1716 nucleotides long. RefSeq lists its product with no specific name. Gene Ontology annotation, biological process: intracellular signal transduction; protein phosphorylation. Bases 1 to 1716 code for a protein of 571 amino acids. The transcript has a single exon. Gene Ontology annotation, cellular component: cytoplasm; nucleus. NCBI's taxonomy places the organism in Eukaryota, Viridiplantae, Chlorophyta, Mamiellophyceae, Mamiellales, Mamiellaceae. The record is from RefSeq and is a predicted model, not a curated record. Gene Ontology annotation, molecular function: ATP binding; protein serine/threonine kinase activity.